Necator americanus (New World hookworm) is the source of this 681-nucleotide messenger RNA. RefSeq lists its product as uncharacterized. The transcript is spliced from 4 exons. Gene Ontology annotation, molecular function: nucleic acid binding. NCBI's taxonomy places the organism in Eukaryota, Metazoa, Nematoda, Chromadorea, Rhabditida, Ancylostomatidae. Bases 1 to 681 code for a protein of 226 amino acids. The record is from RefSeq and is a predicted model, not a curated record.
AUGAUUGCCCUACUACUGCCAAAUCCAUUAUUCCGAUUUAUUGAUCUUAUUGUUCGUCGCAGGCAACAAGGGAAGACUCACUAUGAAGAAAUCAGUCAUGAAAUUGACCGAUGCUAUAAAAUAAACAGUUCAACAACGGCAAGGGAAGUGGCCAGCCGCUUGGCUCCACGUGGAAUUCGAGUUAGCGAAGCAUACAUCAAACGAAUAAGAGCGAAAUUAGGAUAUGAGAACAAAACCACAAAGUAUUGUCACACCAUUCGUGAUGUUAACAAGGAAAAGAGAGUACUAUUUUGUGAAGAAAUGCUUCACGCUGGAACGACGUUCUCUGACUGUGUCUUCACGGAUGAGUGCACGAUUCAAGGUUUCGGCCGCCUUGUGCAGGACAACGCUCCUGCACAUGUCAGCCUCUAUACGAAGAGAAAAAUGGAGGAGUGGCAAAUGGAAACUUUGGACUGGCCCGCAGAGAGCCCAGAUUUGAAUCCGAUAGAACUAAUCUGGGGAAAUAUGAAAGCUUCUAUUAGAAAGCGUGAGGUUCGCAAUCUAAACGACCUGAAGGUCGCAAUCAUUCAGUACUGGAAAACUUUGACUCCACAAAUCUGUUCAAACUAUAUUUCCGGAAUAAAAAAGAAGAUGGAACGGGUGAUAGAGCAGGGUGGAAGAAAUAUCCGUGAAUCAAGAUGA